Messenger RNA from Phyllostomus discolor (pale spear-nosed bat), 1731 nucleotides. RefSeq names its product high mobility group 20B (gene HMG20B). The record is from RefSeq and is a predicted model, not a curated record. Gene Ontology annotation, cellular component: nucleus. Gene Ontology annotation, biological process: regulation of gene expression. The transcript is spliced from 10 exons. Bases 147 to 1100 code for a protein of 317 amino acids. NCBI's taxonomy places the organism in Eukaryota, Metazoa, Chordata, Mammalia, Chiroptera, Phyllostomidae.
GACCGCUGGUGGAGACCAUCAUUAGCUUGCCGGGGGCGGAGUGGGGCGGGGCGGACGGCAGGGGCGGGCUCCGGGCGGUUGGUUGGAGAGGCGCAGCAGCCGAGAGGUCCGGGAAAGUUUCUUUAGAGGUGCUGCCGGGAGCGGCCAUGUCCCACGGCCCCAGGCAGCCCGGCGCGGCCGUCGCGCCGGCGGGUGGCAAGGCUCCUGGACAGCAUGGGGGCUUCGUGGUGGCUGUCAAGCAAGAGCGAGGGGAAGGCCCGCGAGCCGGCGAGAAGGGGUCCCACGAGGAGGAGCCGGUGAAGAAGCGUGGCUGGCCCAAAGGCAAGAAGCGGAAGAAGAUCCUUCCAAAUGGUCCCAAAGCACCUGUUACUGGCUACGUGCGCUUCCUGAAUGAGCGACGUGAGCAGAUUCGCACGCGCCAUCCGGACCUGCCCUUUCCUGAGAUCACCAAGAUGCUGGGUGCAGAGUGGAGCAAACUGCAGCCCACAGAGAAGCAGCGGUACCUGGACGAGGCCGAGCGGGAGAAGCAGCAGUACAUGAAGGAGCUUCGGGCGUACCAGCAGUCAGAAGCCUACAAGAUGUGCACUGAGAAGAUCCAGGAAAAGAAGAUCAAGAAAGAGGACUCGGGCUCCGGGCUCAUGAAUACCCUCUUGAAUGGACACAAGGGUGGGGACUGCGAUGGCUUCUCCACCUUCGACGUCCCCAUUUUCACUGAAGAGUUCUUGGACCAAAACAAAGCACGGGAGGCGGAGCUGCGGCGCCUGCGGAAGAUGAACGUGGCCUUUGAGGAGCAGAACGCGGUGCUGCAGAGGCACACGCAGAACAUGAGCAGCGCGCGUGAGCGCCUGGAGCAGGAGCUGGCACUGGAGGAGCGGCGCACGCUGGCGCUGCAGCAGCAGCUCCAGGCGGUGCGCCAGGCGCUCACCGCUAGCUUCGCCUCGUUGCCCGUCCCCGGCACGGGGGAGACGCCCACACUCAGCACUCUGGACUUCUACAUGGCCCGGCUGCAUGGAGCCAUUGAGCGAGACCCCGCCCAGCAUGAGAAACUCAUCAUCCGCAUCAAGGAGAUCCUGGCCCAAGUCGCCAGUGAGCACCUAUGAGAGUGUCGGUCGCUUCAGCAGCGGAUCCGGAGAAGACCAAGCUCUGGUUGUGGCCCCUCCCCCACCCCUCCUCCCUGGAGGAGGGGUGGGGGUCCACCCUUUGGGGCCAGGUUCAGUUCUGCACCUUGGGAGCUCCAGGCCCCUAAAAUUAUUCUAUAUCAUCCCUCUAGCUUUCAACCUCCCCAGUACUCCAAGUCCAGAAAAGUCAUCUGCCAUGCAUGACACACAGCCUCACAAGGCACGUCACACUACAGGGACAUGGAGACACCACACACGAGCAGCACAACCUGGGACAUGGGGACCCACUGGUGGAGGGAGAGUGCCACAGGCCACAGCGGCUCUCCAGGGUCUGCCCCAGGACACAGGGCGGAGCAAACCCACACCUGCCACACCGGGAGGGACCCGAAGGUGCUGACCACAAGUGCCCACAUCUGCAGGCACUGGCAGGGCACUCACACCUGGGUGAGGGCCUUCUGCCCAUGGUCCUCAAGUUCCUGCACCCCAUAAUGGGGGAGCUUGUACUGACACCCCUGCCCUCAUCCAGCUAAGGGACCCUCAUGAAGGUGGCCCCUUUGCCAUUGCUUAACCUGGGCUUUUUAAAUUAAAAAAUAAAGUGGAAUUUGAAUUUCAA